Actinia tenebrosa (Australian red waratah sea anemone) is the source of this 3070-nucleotide messenger RNA. Its product is annotated as fibroblast growth factor receptor 1. Gene Ontology annotation, molecular function: transmembrane receptor protein tyrosine kinase activity; ATP binding. Gene Ontology annotation, cellular component: signaling receptor complex; plasma membrane. NCBI's taxonomy places the organism in Eukaryota, Metazoa, Cnidaria, Anthozoa, Actiniaria, Actiniidae. The record is from RefSeq and is a predicted model, not a curated record. Gene Ontology annotation, biological process: positive regulation of kinase activity; multicellular organism development; cell surface receptor protein tyrosine kinase signaling pathway.
CAUGCGCAACCACGAAAUUACACCGCGCGUCCACCUCUGCUUCUGCGCACUAUUAUGCUCAAUGAGUUCGUUGAAGCUUGUUUGUUUUCUCGUAGAACCAAGRGAUUCAACAGUCUCCACGGGCUUAGCCGUGGUCUAUGGAAGCGUUGGUGGGGGAGUGGUGCUGAUCAUUUUGAUCGUUAUUGUYUUGUGUUAUAAACGCAGAAACCGAGAGCCACCACCUCCUUGUCCUAAGCCGCAGUUACGAGUACCUGAAGAAACUCGUCACCACAGAAGUCUUAGUAUUUCUAUGAAGGAAUUAACUUCACGAAUGUCAAGAAAAGCAUCGAAAGACCGCUACAGCACAAGACAACCACCUUUUCACGAAAACCAAGAAGACAGUCAGGACUUUCUAGAUGAAACCAACGGGUCUUACGUCAAUGCACAAUCUGUGAACGAGCAUGCGCAAUCAGCAAUAUACGAUAACCUUACCUUUGUUGAUAAAUCAGUAGAGGGCUGGGAAAUACCGCGAGAAAGAGUACGAGUCGAAAAGAUAAUCGGAAAAGGAGCAUUCUGUCAAGUUGCUAAAGCAUUUGUCGAGGGAAUUGGAACAGUGGCUGUGAAAAUGAUUAGAGACAAAACUGGAAAAGAAUCCAGUCGCAAAGAUCUUUUAGCAGAGUACAAACUACUUCAACACCUUGGUCAACACACUAAUAUCGUGCUGGUUCUGGGUGGUGUGACCACAACAGAUCCAAUCAUGGUGCUAUUUGAGUAUGUCCCAUACGGUGAUCUGCUGGGCUACCUAAGAAGRAGUCGCGGGCUCAACGAUACAUAUUAUGAGGACCCGGAUGAGAAGCCUUCUAGCUCAUUAACGUCGCAACAGUUGAUGAGAUUUUCACGAGAAAUUGCUGAUGGAAUGGCCUUCCUUUCUGCGAAAAAAAUUGUUCAUCGAGAUCUCGCAGCUCGUAACGUCCUGGUUUGUCAAGGAGAGAUGUGCAAGAUAACUGACUUUGGAAUGGCGAGGGAUGUUGCAAACGACGAUAUUUACCAAAAAAGAACCAGGGGUCGUCUUCCUGUGAAGUGGACAGCAUACGAGGCACUAUUAUAUGGUUUUUACACGACGCAGAGUGAUGUGUGGAGUUAUGGGAUUGUUCUUUAUGAAAUAUUUACGAUAGGCGGUUGUCCUUAUCCUGGUCAAGAUGGCCGACUCCUUGCUCAGCUAAUACAAAGUGGAUACAGAAUGCCUAAACCCAAACAUGUAGACAAAGAAAUAUAUGCGUUGAUGUCAGAAUGUUGGAAAACUGAGCCGGAAAGACGGCCGACAUUUAAUCAGAUCAUCAAGACGUUAAAAAGAUUGGGACGUGAUCCCAAGAACCACAUAUUUAUGAAUCAAUAUGAGAAAAACCUGUAUGAAAAUCUCGACGAUUUAUCUAMAUUAACAUACGAGACACGUUUCACAUUGGCUAGAAUCUGUUCCAAGCCUUGUUUUACAAUGACCCCUUCCAACCCUCUACAAGUUGUCGAAGGUGAGACAUUUGAAAUCAGGUGGGAAUACUGGAGCAAGAAUUCUUUGUCUUUAGCUCAGUGGAAGAAAUAUGAUAACCAAGGWAACCUAAAGGAUCUCAUUGCGGAACAGCACAGAGGAGGGAGCAUAACUUAUUCGUCAAAUUACAAAGACAAGGUGGAAGUUUUUGAYGAAGUGUCGCUUCGUGUGAAAAACCCUAAUCCAAGUGAUGCUGGUUGGUAUGGAUGCCAGCUGACGUUCAAUGGCGUGAGUGAUGUACUAAGAAACAAGACACAGGUGCUGGUUGCCUCUGCAUCAGGAUCAARAGGGUCUAAUGGCCGCCAUUWCUACUGGAUCUUCGUGGUUGUKGUWUUCCUUCUCAUCGUCCUGGUGUUARUCUACAUMUAUCUUCAGAGACGAAAACAACAAAAACUUAAACGAAUGAGGAAAAGUCAGCAAGCUCCCAACGGCAAUGUAAUGUUUGACUUGGACAACCUUGAAGAUGGAGUGCACGGCGAUGCUGACGCUAACUAUCAAAUCAUUCCACCGAUCRGGACAGAUCCCGAAUCCCGAGAGUGGGAAUGCCCGCGGGACAACAUCGUGGUUGUCAAGGUCAUUGGAAAAGGAGCGUUUGGGCUUGUUGCUAAGGGAAUUGURCAGAUUGGAGAAAAAAGAGAAGAUACUAUUGUCGCCUUGAAAAUGUUGAAAAAAAAUGCAACCGAAAAUGAYAAAAAAGACUUCUUGGCUGAAUUGGAACUGAUGAAGACGCUGGAUUACCAUCCUAAUGUUAUAUCACUGUAUGGAUGUGUAACUGUCGAAGAGCCGUACUUAAUGAUCAUCGAGUAUGUGCCRUUUGGGGAUCUUUUGGGUCACUUAAGAAAGAGUCGCGGGUUGAUAGAUACUUACUUUGAUGAUCCGGACAUCAAGCCAAAAAGUUCUCUAACUUCAAAACAGCUUUUCUCAUACGCCUCACAGAUUGCUAACGGAAUGGUUUAUCUUUCCUCUAGAAAGGUGGUACACAGGGAUCUCGCUGCGAGGAACGUACUUGUUAGUGAAGGAGAGGUUUGCAAGAUCACAGACUUCGGUCUUGCUCGUGAUAUUCAUCAAGAGAACAUCUAUACUCGCACUACCAAGGGUCGUUUACCAGUCAAGUGGACAGCGUACGAAUCACUGUUGUACGGAACUUGCACCACCAUGAGCGAUGUAUGGAGCUUUGGUAUUUUGCUUUACGAGAUAUUCACUAUUGGUGGAUCACCGUACCCAAAAGUAGAAGGGAAAGAUUUGGUCAACCUUCUUCAAGAAGGAUACAGGAUGCCUCGACCAAAACACGUCCAACAAGAGCUUUAUAAAUUAAUGAUGGAAUGCUGGCAAGAAAAGCCYGAGGGUCGACCAACCUUCCACUCUUUACGUGAGAGUUUAAAGAAGAUGUCUUCAGCUCAUAAUGAUUAUGUCAGACUUGAAGAGUACGACUCGAAACUUUACGAAAAUCUUGAUGAUCUUCAUUUUUAAUUUCAACAUUUCUGCACGUCAUCCCGGCGUGCUUGGUCUUCACCACGAGCACCACGAGCACACUUCCCGUUCCGGGGG